Messenger RNA from Neodiprion fabricii, 1311 nucleotides. RefSeq names its product luciferin 4-monooxygenase-like. The transcript is spliced from 6 exons. The record is from RefSeq and is a predicted model, not a curated record. Gene Ontology annotation, molecular function: long-chain fatty acid-CoA ligase activity. Gene Ontology annotation, biological process: fatty-acyl-CoA biosynthetic process; long-chain fatty acid metabolic process. Lineage: Eukaryota; Metazoa; Arthropoda; Insecta; Hymenoptera; Diprionidae. Bases 719 to 1180 code for a protein of 153 amino acids.
UCAAACCUCUUCUUGACUGCUUUCGCAGAGUUUUGAAACCGAUUUCAAGUUUGUACUCAUUUUAUCACGUACGAUAUAACGAGUGGCGAAAUUUAUCAAGCUAAUUCUUCAUCCGGAACGCUAAAAUGGACAAUUCAGGCCUUACAAUCGUAAACAAUAUACUCAAAGGUAACGAGAUUCCUUGUACCGAUUUCGACUACGGUAGUAUCGGAGAAAUGAUUCUAGACAAACUGAAAAGCGAUCCAAAUUUCGUGGGACAAAUUGAUGGUGCCACUGGCGAAGAAUAUACCUUCGAAAAAAUGCAAGACAGAAGUGUGAGGUGUGCCUUGUGGCUGAAGAAACAGGGUUUGCUCCCGAAAUUCUCGAAAGACGCAAAGCACAAACAGUUUUUGUAGCCCCAAAUAUCGUCAACAGAUUAUUGAAAUCCGACGCUUUGAGCAAGUACGAUCUCUCCUGUAUCAAGUCUGUAAUUUGUGGUGGAGCCAAACUGUCAGUUGCGUCUCGUGAUGCAUUUGCUAAAAAGUUACCAGGCGCUUCCAUCCUAGCUGGCUAUGGCAUGACAGAACUAGGAGCUGGCACAUCAGUACAAUCAAACAGCUCAAAACCCGAAUCGCGUGGCCGCCUCUUAAUCAAUUGCCAGCUGAGGGUAGUGGAUACAGAUACGGGCAGAGUAUUGGGAACUAAUCAGGUGGGUGAACUAUUGUAGAAGAAUGACACCAUGAUGAACUGUUACUAUAACGAUCCAGAUGCUACAGCCGCAACCAUCGACAAGGAAGGAUGGAUGCAAUCGGGAGAUCUUGGUUACUACGACGAGGACGGAGAGAUCUUCGUGGUAGAUAGGCUGAAAGAACUGAUUAAAUACAGGGGUUAUCACAUAUAUCCGGUUGAAGUCGAGAGUGUGCUCUUGUCUCACCCUGGUGUCAAAGAGGUGGCAGUCGUGGGCUUGCCUCAUCCUGUGGAUGACGAGCAUCCUAUUGCUUUUGUAGUUAGAACGGAGUCUUCUCUCACCGGAGAAGGGGUUACAGAACAGGAAUUGAUUGACUUGGUGGUGACCGAAAUGGCUGACAGUAAACGACUGCGGGGUGGAGUCAAAUUCCUGGAUAACCUACCGAAAACACCGUCAAAUAAUAUUCGACGCGGAUAUGUACGCGACCUAGGGAGAUCUAUGGCAACAACGUGACGAUCAGCCAUAAAUUUUCUCAUCUCCAAGAGCAAUUAGUUAAGGAAUAAAUUUAAGGGAUAGGUACGUUUUAACUGUCAAACACUCUUAUACCAUUUCAUCCGAUACAUCGCUCGGAAAGUAUUUGAAGU